Molecule: messenger RNA, 3606 nt
Organism: Scophthalmus maximus (turbot)
Lineage: Eukaryota; Metazoa; Chordata; Actinopteri; Pleuronectiformes; Scophthalmidae
Gene: men1
Product: multiple endocrine neoplasia I
Exons: 12
Coding region: 891-2822 (643 amino acids)
Biological process (GO): regulation of transcription by RNA polymerase II; negative regulation of cell cycle; negative regulation of cell population proliferation
Cellular component (GO): chromatin; histone methyltransferase complex; nucleus
Molecular function (GO): Y-form DNA binding; chromatin binding; transcription cis-regulatory region binding
Source: RefSeq, a predicted model, not a curated record
GUUGUAUCACGUGGGGCUGUAUUAUAUGAAAUUUGAUCAAAUGUUACCAAAAUAUUCCUACUAAAUAAUGUGUUGAAAACUGGUUGAAUAUAGAGCUGUAUAAAUAUAACGUGAUGUCUGUAACAAAUCCAGCGGGGCACGCUGAUCGAAUGAUUUUUCUACAAUUUCUAAACUGUGUGGGGUUUUGGCUGUAGUCCCCUUUUUCCAUUAUGCAAUGUUUACCUUUGUUCGAAUUUCAGUUGAAGGCGCCGUGCUGCCCUCUACUGGGAGUCUUUGCGAAUAUUUACUAUGAACUACAUUUCCCGGCAUACCCCGGGGGAACUAGUGUGCGCAGCGGUUUAGAUCUAAAACCGUAGGCACGGGCCCAUACGCGCGCAAGUGCCAUUGACAGCGACAUGCGCAUACGGUUGUGAGAUCUGCUGUGCUACGCUAACGUGGAGGGCUGGUAACACACUUUCGGACGGAGCGAACUGCGCGGCAAAAGAAGGGAGACACAAACAAAAACAUGUGGCUGAGGCUCUGAGAACAACGGGUACGUUACUGUCUCACACGCCGGCGAAACGUGGCGUUGCUCGGAGCUUUGAGCGAGCCAGCGUCGCGGCACAUUGCGGCGGCGUGUUUCGCGGGAGCGCUAAAGGGGACGAGCGUUAUGCAAAAGUGCUUUGCGUUGAAUGGAUGUGUGUAGCAGAGGGAGUGCCCCGCCCACCAGAGCGCCAUCGACAGCCCAUGUUGGCUGCGUUGAUGUAACCAACAUUAUACAACGCGUCUAGCUGCUCAGCCGAGGACGGAGAGGAGAAACAUCUUCAAGAAACUACAAUCAAGUCCAGUUGCAACACCGUCAUGCACUGCAGGUGAGGAGAACAUCUGGCUUGUGACGGACAUUGGACACCAUGGGUUUGCACUCAGCCCAGAAGAAGCACUUCCCUCUGCGGGGCAUCGACGGUGUGGUUCAGCUGUUUGAUGUCGAGCUCCGCAAGUCUGAGCCUGACCUAGCCCUUCUUUCCCUGGUCCUGGGCUUCGUCGAGCACUUCCUGGCUGUGAACCGAGUCAUCCCCAUAAACGUUCCAGGGGUGCGGUUUGAACCGCUGGAGCCAGACUGUCCCAACUCCUGCUUCCCUACUGUAGAGCUGGGUAUGAUCAAUGCACUGUACGAGCGCUUCACGGCCCAGAUCCGCGGUGCAGUGGACCUGUCCCAGUACCGGAGGACCGCUGCAGGGUCCAGCAGGGAGCUGGUAAAGAAAGUCUCAGACGUGAUCUGGAACAGUCUCAGCCGCUCAUACUUCAAGGACCGGGCUCACAUCCAGUCCCUCUUCAGUCUCAUCACUGGCACCAAACUGGACAGCUCUGGUGUGGCGUUUGCGGUGGUGGCAGCCUGCCAGGUUCUCGGCCUGAAGGACGUCCACCUGGCACUGUCUGAAGACCACGCAUGGGUAAUUUUUGGCAAAGGCGGCGAGGAGACGGCUGAAGUCACCUGGCAUGGAAAGGGCAACGAAGACCGACGAGGACAAACGGUCACAGCAGGAGUCAAUGAGAAAAGUUGGUUGUAUCUGAAGGGCUCCUACAUGAAAUGUGACAGAAACAUGGAGGUGGCUUUCAUGGUUUGUGCUAUCAACCCCUCUCUAGACCUUCACACUGACAGCUCUGAGCUCCUGCAGCUGCAACAGAAACUCCUGUGGUUGCUGUAUGAACGAGGUGACCUGGACAGGUAUCCCAUGGCCAUGGGCACCUUGGCAGACCUCGAGGACCAGGAUCCAAUCCCAGGCAAAGAGAACCCCCUGAAAAUGCACCUCAAGGCUGUAAGUUCUGCUCAGAAGCACUACAACAAUGAGCACAUCUACCCCUACAUGUACCUGGCUGGCUUCCACUACAGACACAGGGACGUGCAGGAGGCCCUGAGGGCCUGGGCCGAGGCAGCUCAGGUCAUGCAGGAAUACAACUAUUUCCGUGAGGACGAGGAGAUCUACAAAGAGUUCUUUGACAUUGCAAACGAUGUCAUUCCCACUCUGCUGAAGGAGGCCACUGCUGCCGAGGGUCCUGGGGAGGGAGGAGAGGGGGGAGAGGGAGCUGACAAGGAGCUCCACAAACAAGCUGCAGCCUUCUCAGCACUCCAGGAUGCAGAAUGCUUUGCCCACCUGCUGCGGUUCUAUGACGGCAUCUGCAAAUGGGAGGAGGGCAGCCCGACGCCGGUGCUUCAUGUGGGCUGGGCCACCUACUUGGUCCAGUCUCUGAGCCGCUUUGAUGCUCAGGUGCGUCAGAAGGUGUCCAUCAUCAUCAAAGAGCCAGAGUCCCAGGACGAUGACGACCAGUCCAGCGAUGACCCCCGCGAGGGCCGCAGACGGGGCCCCAGGAGGGAGUCCAAGCUGGAGGAGCAGAACUCUCCUCCCACCUCCCCAGCCACCCAGCCCGCCGCAGGCACAACAACAACAACAACAACAACAACAGCAGCAGCAGCAACCGCAACCGCAACCACCACCGUCUCUCAGCCCAGGAAAGUUGGCGAGGGAGCGGGCCGCUGCCGUGCCUCGCAGGGCCCGCGGGGCGGAGACACUGAAGGAAAACCGAAGUCCCCCAGCCCGGAUUCCGGAUCCUCCCCGUUGUCCCAGCAGCAGCAGGCGUCGCCCUCCCCGGCCGGUCCCGUCGUCGCCUUUCAGAGCGAGAAGAUGAAGGGGAUGAAGGGGCUGCUGUGUGCAGCCAAGGUGAACUCCAGCGCCAUCAAGCUGCAGCUCACCGCUCAGUCGCAGGUCCAGAUGAAGAGGCAGAAGAGCACCCCGGCCGGGGACUACUCCAUGUCCUUCAUGAAGCGCCAGCGCAAAUCGCUGUAGACGCGUCGAUUGUUGUGAGAGUCUAUGAUAUACUGUGAACGGCCGCAUUGGACGCCCCGUUAACCUCGCUCUUGUUUGUGAAACUUGUUACCAGUGUUUUCAUCCAGAGGUUUGCUGUCAUCGAACAACCCUCAGAGUUCCCAGCAAUAUAUAUUUUCGACAUGCACCGGUGAUCUGCAGUUAAAUGUCACAUAUCAGGUUUGAACUGAAGGAAUGAACCCUUUCACUGUUUUUUUUUUUUUAUUAUUCAUCCCAAUUCUGGGGAAACAUCCUGGUUGAUCAGUUGUAUCCUUCACUCUUCAUUAGUUUGUGUUUUAAUUGGCAGCCAAUUGUACACCGACUAUUAACUUCUCUUUGACUCACACGUGGAUGUUUGAAGCCAAAGUAACGAGGGGGGGGCAGAAUUCACCGUACAGAUGUGUAAAUAUCAACUCGUACCGUUAGGAACCUGUUCAUAUCUGAAGCCUCGGAAGUAAUUAAUUUAGGAUAGUUACUGUGUAACAUUGUCCACUUCUGCUCUAUCGACAGCUCCUUUCUUGCUAGCUCUAUGUUGCCUUACUUUGCUUUUUGUUCUUUACCGAAGUAGGUGGCCUUUAGUUUUGAGAAUAGCUGAGCGAGGCCUUUUUUUAAAAAAAAAAUGAUUAGAGAAAACCAGGAAGACCAUGCACUGUUGAGACGGAGCCACAUUAGGUGGCCCCGGCUUGCUACGUCCUAUUUGCUUGAUGACUUGUCGUUUUGUUCUUGUUUUGUAUCUGCAAGUAAUAAAAGACCUAAUGACAACAGA